UCGGCGCUUCUAUCCACAAACCCCAGCCGCAGCGUCCGUGUACCAGUGAUGUUGCCACUGCCCACCGUGGGCGUGGGGGCGGUCGCCGCGUCGCCGGCCACCGCCGCAGGGGUAGCGGCGCCCAUAAGGUUUCGUCCGCUCCGCCUCGUCGCGAGUCGAGCCAGCACUACCCCUUCUUCUCCCUCUACGUCCAGCUCGGCUAUAUCCAGCGCGUCACCAGCGGGGCAUUCCCGCGAGCACCUGUCGGGCAGGGACGGCUCCCCAUCGAAGACCAGCAAGCCCCGGGUGUUCUUCCUCGACGUCAACCCUCUAUGCUUCCGCGGCUCCCAACGUAGCCUCGGCGCCUUCGCGCGCUGGCUGGCCCUCUUCUUCGCACACGUCAGCAUCCGUGACCCCGUCGUCGCUGUUUUGGACGGGGAUGGAGGGAACGAGUACCGGAGGCGGCUGCUGCCUUCGUACAAGGCGCAUAGGGCUCGCGGCGUCGGCACUGGCGCUGACACGCGCGUCGUCGACGUUCUCCGCCAAUGCAAUGUCGCGGUUGUAAGAGUCGAUGGAUAUGAGGCUGAUGAUGUGGUGGCUACCUUAACAGAACAGGUUUUACAGAAAGGUUACAGAGUUGCCAUUGCCUCACCGGAUAAAGACUUCAAGCAGCUGAUAUCUGAUGAUGUUCAGCUAGUCGUGCCCAUUCCUGAGAUCGGCCGAUGGUCUUUCUAUACAUUAAGGCAUUAUGUUGCUCAAUACAAGUGUGAUCCAACUGCAGACUUAAGCCUUAGGUGCUUCAUGGGCGAUGAAGCAGAUGGUGUUCCAGGAAUCCAGCACUUAGUUCCUGGAUUCGGCAGAAAGACCGCGGUGAAACUACUGCAAAAACAUGGUUCGUUAGAAAACUUGCUAAACACGGCUGCAAUCAGAACUGUCGGCAGAGGUUAUGCCCAGGAUGCUCUCACUAAGCAUGCAGAUUACUUACGGAAAAAUUACCAAGUUCUUAGCCUGAAGAGGGAUGUAAAUGUUCAGUUUGACGACAGUUGGUUAUCCCCGAGGAACACAUGCAGUGACGCCAAUGUUCUAGCUGACUUUCUUCUUAAACUGAGUGGCCAAGGCAGAAGCUAAAUAGCUGGUACAACGACGCAUUUGCACAAGCUGGACUUGUUCCUCACCAACCACAGGAUUUAACAAGAAAAGGGAGAUGCAUAAAGGUUGAAGGAGCCGGUUGCUGUAAAAAAAAUUGCGUAUAUCCUUGCUCCAAAGUAGUAGCCAUCACACAUUCUCGCUUGUGAUUCGUGGAACUGGAGCAGCCCUACCUGGGUUGAAGCUGGGUGGAAAAAUGGAAGUUUGGAAGGUCUGUCUGGGUGGGUACAUGGUGACGGGACAAGCUUAAGAAUAUACAGGGAUAAGCUAUAGUGGUAGUACUACUGUGCUGUAGGCCGUAAAGUCCACAAGUACCUUGCCAGGAGAUUACAGAUGGCGUACUUCGUACUGGUAGCGACUCGUUGAUGUACAACUAAAUGCACGCGGGUUUUUUUUUUGUAAAGUUUGUACUGAGACACAGUGUCCCGACGCUGUCAGGAAUCAUCUUUAAAUCAUUUUUAGUGACACAUAUAUGAUGUACUAUCAUUGGUUACUGUUUGUACUGCUAAAAUUUUUAUUUACUCUGCAAUACAUAUAACAUGACGUCGUAGUUUGAAC
Zea mays is the source of this 1683-nucleotide messenger RNA. RefSeq lists its product as uncharacterized. Bases 49 to 1107 code for a protein of 352 amino acids. Gene Ontology annotation, biological process: DNA replication, Okazaki fragment processing. The transcript is spliced from 5 exons. Gene Ontology annotation, molecular function: 5'-3' exonuclease activity; 5'-flap endonuclease activity; DNA binding. Lineage: Eukaryota; Viridiplantae; Streptophyta; Magnoliopsida; Poales; Poaceae. The record is from RefSeq and is a predicted model, not a curated record.